Messenger RNA from Trichophyton rubrum CBS 118892, 1170 nucleotides. RefSeq names its product ribosomal lysine N-methyltransferase. Gene Ontology annotation, biological process: peptidyl-lysine monomethylation. The transcript has 3 exons. The coding region runs from base 1 to 1170 and encodes 389 amino acids. NCBI's taxonomy places the organism in Eukaryota, Fungi, Ascomycota, Eurotiomycetes, Onygenales, Arthrodermataceae. The record is from RefSeq and is a predicted model, not a curated record. Gene Ontology annotation, molecular function: protein-lysine N-methyltransferase activity; protein binding. Gene Ontology annotation, cellular component: nucleus.
AUGAUCUACGAGUACUACCAAGGCGAGCAAUCGAAGUGGUACCCUUACUUCCGUAUCCUUCCCUCGAGUUUCGAUACGUUGAUGUUCUGGACAGAUGAGCAACUAUUAGAACUUCAAGGCAGUGCUGUUGUUGGAAAGAUUGGCAAGGCUGCGGCAGAUGACACCAUUUUGCAAAAAGUGGUUCCGCUGAUACAAGCCAACCCUCGCCAUUUCCCACCCAGACCUAAUAUGCCUCCACUCAACUCAUCUGAUAGUCAGAAUGCCUUACUUUGUCUUGCCCAUCGUAUGGGUAGCAUUAUCAUGGCAUAUGCCUUUGACAUAGAGAAGACCGACGAGGUAGAUGAGGACACGGCUGAAGACGGCUAUAUGACUGAUGAUGAGGACGAGCCAGCCAAAGGCAUGGUUCCUCUAGCAGAUAUAUUCAAUGCAGAUGCACAGAGAAAUAAUGCACGUCUUUUCCAAGAGGAAGGCUCGUUUGUGAUGAAGGCUAUCAAGAAUAUACACUCAGGAGAAGAGAUCUUCAAUGAUUAUGGAGAGCUCCCACGGGCGGAUCUUCUUCGCCGAUACGGCUAUGUCACCGAUAAUUAUGCCCAAUACGACGUCGUUGAAUUUUCGUUGGACAGCAUUUGCAAAGUUGCUGGUUUACCUGAUAGCGAGCCUAGCUCUACUAACCCCCGGCUUGAGCUCCUGGACAACCUCGACAUGCUUGAGGAGGGAUACAGUAUACCCAGGAUACCACCGAAUGGAACAUUAAAGGACACAAUACCGAAGGAUUUCCUUGUUUUGCUUCGGGCCUUAACCCUGCCUAUAGAGGAUUUAAAUCGACUCAAAGCAAGAAACAAGGCCCCUAAGCCCGAGUUUUCAACUUCAGAAGCAUCCCUUUUGCGGUCUCUAGUGACCUGUCGACAAAGCGAAUACCCAACAUCCGUCCAGGAAGAUGAAAGUAUACUUCGCUGUCUUGAGCAACAAAACGGAUAUAUCAAUGACUCAAUUCCUAUCCGCAAGAAAAUGGCAGUACAGGUAAGGAAGGGAGAAAAGGAAAUUCUCACUCAAAUAUUGACCCUACUAGAUACCCAAGAUACCCAUUUGGUGCAACCUGACCAGAACGGCUCAACGAAGCGCUCAAUGACGGACGACGAGAAGAGCUCCAAGAGAAAAAGACAACUUUGA